Molecule: messenger RNA, 2167 nt
Organism: Cryptococcus deneoformans JEC21
Lineage: Eukaryota; Fungi; Basidiomycota; Tremellomycetes; Tremellales; Cryptococcaceae
Exons: 3
Coding region: 51-1796 (581 amino acids)
Source: RefSeq, a predicted model, not a curated record
UAUAUCCUUCCACUCUUGUUUCUCGGACUUUAAACUGCGAUUGAAUAGAUAUGGCAUCAACUUCGACAGCGCAAAAACUUAGUUACGAGUGGCCAGAGUCCAUACUGACGUUUGAAGGGCUUUUUAAUACGUAUUCAAGCUCUCGUCAUCCGUUUUCGAUAUUCAACAUCUCUCUUUUCCGAUGGAGACCAUCCCUCCCCUCGUCUGCCAUGCUCGAACCUCUCCUGACAAUGGCUUCCAAUACCCUACAUCCCGAACAACAACCUACAAUAAAAGCUCUGAUUGGUCUCCAGACAUACACAACCCAACUUAGAGAUGCUGUUCGCGUUAGACAACUGGAUAUGGGAGACAAAGAGGUGCAAGGACGGCUUGAUGAACUUGUGAAGGGUUAUGCCGCUGCUGGAAAUGUGAUAGCGAGGAUUCUAUGGGAAUCAGAUGGAGAUAAAGGCAGAAUACGCUCACAUGAUUUACACAUUGCUUUGAAGCAAUCGAUUGGUAGCUUCUUCGCCGUUCGUUCAUUGCUUGAAACCUCGUUGGCUACCAGACACGACACACAUAUUCUGGGUUCCAUACUCCCGUCCAUUCCACCUUACCAUCAAUCAUUCCUUUCUCCUAUUCUCGAACAUUGCCGGCAUAUCAUCACGUCUCUCGAGACAAACCCCUUCCGCCCUCUUGCUCACUCCAAAUUGCCCAAUGCUGCUCACCAGCUUUCGAGAGAUUUGACAGAUACUGAAGUCACCUGCCUGCUCGAAUAUCUACAAACUAUCAAUGAGGGGCUCUCAAAUAUUGGCGAGAUCGACUCUCUUAAUUCGACGUCACUUGUGGGCAAGGUGGCAAAAGCGAAAGAGAAACAUAUGAAACAAGAGAAUGAGCAUCGACCUUUGAGAGUGAGGAUGGAAGUCAUGUUGCUCAGAUGUGACCUAUUGUUGAGUAUGACGAAUAAGAGGAUGAGUGAGGUGAAAGCUAGAGCUGCGCGAAGAAUGAGUGGAGAGGAGAGUCAGGGAGCCGCGGAAGAGAAGGUGGAAUCUGAGGCUAGGAAUAGGAGUAAAAGCAGAGAGAAGAGCAGGAGCAAAAGUAUUGACAAUAUGCGCGACAUGUCCGACACCAGUACCAACAUUGUUCCCUUUUGUGCUGUCACCUCCACAUUCUCGUCAUCCGAUACCCCUAGCAGUUUUAUCGAAUGGGAAGUCCUCACGGAGGAAAGUCUUAUCGACUGUUUCGAUUUUGCUGCCUCUUUUACUGAAAAUGAUAGUAUAGCUGUUCUUACAAAGUCGAUUAAUCUUUCAGACUGGCUUGGCGCUACUUCUCCCCAACUGAAAACCGGUACCAAGUCCAAAACGCAAUCACAUCCUUGCCCCUUGUCCACAAAUAUGUCGGACGAUGAAGACUUUGAUCUUGAUUCCUCCACAUCCUUUAUCUCUGAAGACGACAAUGAUGAAGCCGAAGGCUCCUACUAUCGGUGCCCAUUACGCACUCUCUUCGCCCUGCACGAUCGCUAUGAAGAACAGCGUCUCGCUAUCUGGCUUACGCUCCCUACCUCAAAACGGGGUAAGAUGACAGCAUUCAUGAGAGGUGGAAAAGAUGGAGAAAUCGGGAGAGCUUGGGAUGGCUUGGGAAUGAAUGUUAUGUCGGUGGUCUGUGGCUCCAGCUUAAUCUCUUAUUACGGCCUCGCACCUGAUAAGCUCAGCAAAUGGACAGAUCUUAUAGCUGUUCGGCAAGCCAAGAGGAGCCGGAAAAAAGGGAAGGAAGACGGACUAAUCUCUCAAGUACGACCUCUUAAUCAAAACGACAUAUGACUAAGGAUUGGGGAUAUGAAAGGCAUUGAGGUGUCUCGUAAUCAAUAACGGAGUAAUGCAAGGGCUAUGAAUGCUGCAACUGAGGGAAAUAAAUGCGUUUUGAUGGUUGGUAAUUUAGAGCUGAUGAAGGAUUCAAAUGUACACAAGUUGGAGUUUUAGAGUUCGUUUAUGGCGUUCAGCGGUAAAGGAGAUAUUCUUUUCUACUCUGUAAGUCUUUCUUUUAUCUGACAGUCUGACGGGGUGUAUGAGACCGGCGGUAGAUGUAGAGUUAUUAAGACACGGUAUCUUUACACAAUGCCGAGGCUAAAUAAUUACUGUAGUCUGCCGUUAUCCUGCAAAUUUGUACUGCUCUACCAAACGUUUUAUUCAUG